Molecule: messenger RNA, 2997 nt
Organism: Mustela erminea (ermine)
Lineage: Eukaryota; Metazoa; Chordata; Mammalia; Carnivora; Mustelidae
Gene: COLEC12
Product: collectin subfamily member 12
Exons: 10
Coding region: 236-2464 (742 amino acids)
Molecular function (GO): signaling receptor activity
Source: RefSeq, a predicted model, not a curated record
GGGCGCUGGCGGGAGCGGCGCCUCCCGCCCGGGGUGAGCGGCGCGCGCGGCAGCCCCGCGGCACAGAGCGCCGAGCUGGGAGCGCAGGCCGGCGGUGGAGGCGGCGAGGGAGGGCUAGAGCGCAGACGUCCGACGCGCGGCGCGGCUGCCAUGGGCGCGCAGUGACCGGCUGUUCAGCGCGAAUUUUCUCGGCAGCGCGGAGCUCCUUGACUGGCCGUGCGUCUCCUCGGUCACCAUGAAAGACGACUUUGCAGAAGAGGAGGAGGUGCAGUCCUUCGGUUACAAGAGGUUUGGUAUUCAGGAAGGAACGCAGUGUACCAAAUGUAAAAAUAACUGGGCACUGAAGUUUUCUAUCAUAUUAUUAUAUGUUUUGUGUGCCUUGCUAACAAUCACAGUAGCCAUUUUGGGAUACAAAGUUGUAGAAAAAAUGGACAACGUUACGGGUGGCAUGGAGACAUCUCGCCAGACCUAUGAUGACAAGCUUACAGCAGUGGAAAGCGACCUGAAAAAAUUAGGGGACCAAACUGGGAAGAAAGCUAUGAGCACCAACUCAGAACUCUCUACCUUCAGAUCAGACAUACUGGAUCUUCGUCAGCAGCUGCGUGAGAUCACAGAGAAAACCAGCAAGAACAAAGACACUCUGGAGAAGUUACAGGCAAGUGGGGAUGCCCUGGUGGACAGGCAGAGUCAACUGAAAGAAACUUUGGAGAAUAACUCUUUCCUCAUCACCACUGUGAACAAAACCCUCCAGGCGUAUAAUGGGUAUGUCACAAAUCUGCAGCAAGACACCAGUGUGCUGCAGGGCAACCUGCAGAGCCAAAUGUACUCUCAUAACGUGGUCGUUAUGAACCUCAACAACCUGAACCUGACCCAGGUGCAGCAGAGGAACCUCAUCACCAAUCUGCAGCGGUCUGUGGAUGACACGAGCCAGGCCAUCCAGCGAAUCAAGAAUGACUUCCAAAAUCUGCAGCAGGUUUUCCUUCAAGCCAAGAAGGACACUGAUUGGCUGAAGGAGAAAGUGCAGAACUUACAGACACUGGCUGCCAAUAACUCUGCUUUGGCCAAAGCUAACAACGACACCCUGGAGGAUAUGAACAGCCAGCUCAAUUCAUUCACGGGGCAGAUGGACAACAUCACUACAGCCUCCCAAGCCAAUGAGCAGAACCUGAAAGACCUGCAGGACGUACACAAGGACGCGGAGAACAGGACGGCCAUCAAGUUCAGCCAGCUGGAGGAACGCUUCCAGCUCUUUGAGACGGAUAUAGUGAACAUCAUUAGCAACAUCAGUUACACUGCCCACUACCUGCGGACGCUGACCAGCAAUCUGAAUGAAGUCAGGACCACGUGCACUGAUACACUGACCAAACACACAGAUGAUCUGACCUCCUUGAAUAACACACUGGCCAACAUCCGUUUGGAUUCUGUUUCUCUCAGGAUGCAGCAAGAUAUGAUGAGGUCCAGGUUAGACACUGAAGUAGCCAACUUAUCAGUGAUUAUGGAAGAAAUGAAGCUGGUAGACUCCAAGCAUGGUCAGCUCAUCAAGAACUUUACAAUACUACAAGGUCCUCCUGGCCCCAGGGGUCCAAAAGGUGACAGAGGACAGCAGGGACCCCCUGGUCCCACUGGCAACAAAGGACAGAAAGGAGAGAAGGGGGAGCCUGGUCCACCUGGCCCCGCCGGUGAGAGGGGCCCAAUUGGGCCCGCCGGCCCCCCUGGAGAACGUGGCGGCAAAGGCUCCAAGGGCCUGCAGGGCCCCAAAGGCUCCCGUGGAUCCCCCGGGAAGCCUGGCCCUCAGGGCCCCAGUGGGGACCCAGGCCCCCCUGGCCCAACCGGCAAGGAUGGACCCCCUGGCCCUCAGGGCCCUCCUGGCUUCCAGGGACUGCAGGGCACCGUGGGAGAGCCAGGGGUGCCUGGACCACGGGGGCUGCCAGGCUUGCCUGGGGUGCCUGGCAUGCCGGGCCCAAAGGGUCCCCCCGGCCCCCCGGGCCCAUCGGGGGCAGCGAUGCCCCUAGCCCUGCAGAACGAGCCAACCCCCACACCUGAGGCUAAUGGCUGCCCCCCUCACUGGAAGAACUUCACGGACAAAUGCUACUAUUUUUCGGUUGAGAAAGAAAUUUUUGAGGAUGCAAAACUCUUCUGCGAAGACAAGUCUUCACAUCUCGUUUUCAUAAACACAAGAGAGGAACAGCAAUGGAUAAAGAAGCAGAUAGUAGGGAGAGCGAGCCACUGGAUUGGCCUCACAGACUCAGAGCAUGAAAACGAAUGGAAGUGGCUGGAUGGGACAUCUCCAGAGUAUAAAAAUUGGAAAGCUGGACAGCCAGAUAACUGGGGUCAUGGCCACGGGCCGGGAGAAGACUGUGCUGGGCUGAUUUAUGCUGGGCAGUGGAAUGACUUCCAGUGUGAAGACAUCAAUAACUUCAUUUGUGAAAAGGACAGAGAGACAGUACUAUCAUCUGCAUUAUAAUGGACUAUGAUGUAAUAACAUGAGCAAACUUCUGGAUGGUUCUCAAAGGGAAAGGAUACUGCUUUCUGAUUGUAUCACCUUCUCUCCAGAUUGGGAAAAAAGCACUGAAGACCAGUUUCUGAAAAGAUUGACGGCUGGUUAUCUUUACCAUCCUCCUUUACUCAAGGACUUCAGAACCGAAAUGUUCCCCCAGUAUGAGAUAUUGAUUUUCAGUAUGCAAAUGGACUGAAUCACAUAGAUGUUUCUCAGCCAGUAACUGUAUAAUUAUGCAAAUCACAUCUUCCAAAGUAUGGAUUGCUCCAAUCAGAAAAAUGCUAUCAUUGGUUGUUGAGCUCUAAGAACUUAAACUGUAUUGUGUAAACAGUACCUUACAUUUCUAAAAUCCCAGACAUAAGAAAAAUAUGCAGACAUACAGAUAUAUAGGCCAACUCUUAGUGAUAAUAUGAAAUAUACUUAAAGAGCUUUUAAAACUUUGUAUUUUUGUACAAAAUAUUUGCCUUUUUACAAUUUUUUCCUUUUCUUCCUUUUUUUUU